Messenger RNA from Vicugna pacos (alpaca), 551 nucleotides. RefSeq names its product transcription elongation factor A protein-like 9. Lineage: Eukaryota; Metazoa; Chordata; Mammalia; Artiodactyla; Camelidae. The record is from RefSeq and is a predicted model, not a curated record.
GGUCCUGAUUCCCGUCUGGGUACCAGCUUCCUUCAACAGCGCAGACGGCGGGGCCCACGGCUAGGGGAAGGAGAAGGAAUCAGUUUGCUGGAAUUUUGCAGGUCUGCAGGUCUGUCGUUCAUAGCAGUAUGCAAGGCUAGAAAAGGCAAGGAAGAAAGUGACCGGAUCAGUAAAGAAAUAAUUGUUUUCAAAGAGGAAUAAGUGGAGACAAAGCAAGGAAGAGGGAAAGGAAGAAAGGAAGAGAGGCAGACAAGAUGAAACCCUGUCAAAAAAUGGAAGGAAAACCAGAAGAUGAGAGUGAACCAAAGCUUGAGGAAGAGCCAAAGCCUGAGGAAAAGCCAGAGGAGGAGGGAAAAACAGAAGGAACUUUUAGAGAAAGGCUGAUUCAGUCUCUACAGGAAUUUAAAGAAGAUAUACACAACAGGCAUUUAAGCAAGGAAGAUAUGUUUAGAGAAGUGAAUGAAAUAGAUGAGAUAAGGAGAGUAAGAAACAAACUUAUCGUGAUGCGUUGGAAGGUUAAUCGAAACCAUCCUUACCCCUAUUUAAUGUAG